UUACAAAAUAAAUUGAGUCACAGGCUCAAGACGAAAUUUUAAAAAUAACUCCUUAGCGUUCUCGUAAUUCAUGACGUCAGAGAGCUAUUCCUCUGUUUCUGUGCCAGUUCUUCCACCGUUUCUACUUUCUAGCGCGUUAAAAUAUUUUCCUGAAGAUCAUUCUGAAUAUUCUUUUUUUAUAAACCAUUCUAUUGUUGGGUUCUGUUAAAGUAUAAUAGUGUGUGUGUGUGCUUCAUUUGGGAUACGUUUAUCAGCUAUAGAAUGUAGCCUAUGGAACAUCAUUCUAUGCAGAAUUUUGUUUUUAAAAAUGGCAGCACGUCACCGUAAUGAAGCAACAAUUUACCUGCAACCUGUGGUGGAAAAGGGUUGUGAGACGGCUUCAGCCGAAGCAGGUGACUCGACCAAGAUGAUGUCCACAAAUGGCGAGCUGGGAUCCCUUGUGGACUUCAACAAAAAGGCAUCUGCGGCCACCAUUAUCAACAAGAUCAAUAACUCCACAUACGCAUCCUCAUCUGAAAAGAUGCUUAAGAGCAGCUCUUCAUCCACUAGCAGCAGUUCCGUCCUGAGUAAGAAAGCUCAAAUACUCCAUCAUGCAAUGUCUACCCAAGAGUUGAAACAGCAGCAGCAAGCCCAACAACAGAACGAAUUGUUUCAAGAAAACCGAAACUUCUGUCGUAGUGUGAGUGUCACCAGCAAUUCCAGCGCUAGUUCUGACUCCCGCUUAAAAAUGGUGACCAAUUCUUCUAGCCUAUCUGGAGGUUUAGGACAGAGGAAGCUUUCUGCGGAUGAUCCCAUCUCGGAAGAAGAGUUGGUCCUAAGAGAAUCUUCCCCGCAGGAGAUGAAAUUCGAACAAAAGAGGAUGAGUUCUUCAUCCAAGAUGAAAGUGAGCACCUCGGAUGGCUACACGGCCGAGAAAAUGGCCGCAACUAACCAAGAAAGGAAGAGGUUGCAAUCUGGGAGUGUCAGCUACGAGGAAAAGUCUGCAUCCAGUGCAAUGAAGCAGAAGAUUGAAACCGAUGGAUUUUCUGCUGAAAAGGAGUGAACAAGUCUUCUAUAUCCAGUCAAAAUAUUCAUCAAGUUGAUUUCGGCAACGUCUCGUCAUUGGGAAUGUCAUUCAGUUGUAAUGGAAUUGAGUCAUUCCCUUUUAGUCAAAAUGGUAGCCAAACUCUUUCGAUAAUGCAAGGUUUAGACGAAGAUAUAAGAAUCUUGAGUGGAGAUUCUGAUCCUUCUGAAGUUCAAAAUGCCAUGCAUCGAUUCGGAAGCAGAAUAACUGCAUAUGUAGAAAAACUGAAAACCGCCACUACUGAAGAAUGUAUAAAUAUUUUAUCCGCCAUGAGUGAUAUAGUCAGAAAAGCAUGGGCCAUUCCAAACUAUGGACACGAUCUCGGAAUAGCGCUGUGCAAUAUUCUGCGUGAAAAUGGUUGCUUAAAAAUACUUGUAGACAACUGUAGCUCUGAAAGCAUUGAGUUACGGUUCCGCAGUGCGGAACUUUUAGAGCAGUGCAUGUCUACCGAAAACAGAACUUACGUAGUGGAGAACGGCUUAGAAAAGGUUGUUAAAGUUGCAUGUUCUUGCAGUGACGACAGCUCACUAAGUCGCUUUCGAGUUGGCACAGGUUUAUUAGAACAUCUUUUUAAACACUCUGAAGCUACUUGUAGCGAAGUGAUUCGAAUCGGGGGCUUAAAAUCUAUCGUACAAAAAUGCAGGACAUGUGACAUUACAACGCUACGACACUGUGCCACCGCUCUUGCAAACUUGUCCCUUUACGGAGGGCCAGAAAACCAGGAGGCAAUGAUAAGACACAAAGUCCCCGAGUGGUUAUUUACUCUUGCUUUUAAUAAUGACGAUAAUAUAAAAUACUAUGCUUGCCUGGCAAUAUCAUCUCUAGUUGCCAACAAAGAAAUCGAAGCUGCUGUUCUGAAAUCUGGAACUUUAGGUCUUGUCGAACCCUUCAUAACAAGUCAUAGUCCUGAUGAAUUCGCCAAAGGUCAUGAAGCCCAUAUCAAUGGACAGUCUAACAAUUGGUUAACGAGACUAGUAAAUGUUUUGGACAGCAAACGGGAAGAGGCAAGGAGUCUUGCGGCAUUCCAUUUUGCAAUGGAAGCUGGAAUUAAAAAACGGCAAAAUAAUACUAAGGUAUUUAAAGAUAUAGGAGCAGUUGAAGCUCUAAAGAAAGUAGCGAGCUCGCCGAAUGCUAUAGCAUCCAAAUUUGCUGCACAAGCAUUGCAAAUUAUUGGUGAAGUUGUACCUCACAAACUCUCUCAGCAAGUUCCUUUAUGGACCGAAGAAGAUGUAGAAGAAUGGGUUAAACAAAUAGGUUUUGUUGAUUAUACCACCGCUUUCAAGAACAGUAGAGUGGACGGAGAUCUACUUUUACAAGUAACGGAAGAUAUGUUAAAAGAAGACAUAGGUAUUCAGAAUGGCAUUUUACGAAAAAGGUUUCUCCGAGAGUUGGGACAGUUGAAACGAAUGGCUGAUUACACUUCUUGUGAUUCAACGUAUCUAAAUCAUGUUCUUCAAAAUUUGGGAUUGGAAUUUUCGCAGUAUACUUACCAAAUGCUUCGAUGUGGUGUACAAAAAGAUACUCUGAAAUACAUAAGUGACGAACAUUUGUUAAGGGAUUGCAAUAUUGACAACAGUAUACAUAGGUUAAGAAUUGCACACGCCAUCAAAGGUUUGUCUCAAAUGAGCGAAGAUUCUGAAGACGAGGAAGAUACGCAAAAGAGCCUGGACGUGUUUGUUAGUUACCGACGAUCAAAUGGAUCUCAAUUAGCUAGUUUGCUAAAAGUCCACCUGCAGUUGAGAGGCUUUUCUGUCUUUAUAGACGUUGAACGACUGGAAGCAGGAAAAUUCGACAAUAAUCUACUCAACAGUAUCCGCCAAGCAAAACAUUUUCUGUUAGUUCUCACGCCAAACGCACUUGAAAGGUGCAUGAAUGACACCGAAUGCAAGGAUUGGGUCCAUCGAGAAAUUGUUGAAGCUCUCCAAAGCCAAUGUAAUAUCAUUCCAAUAUUAGACAACUUUCAAUGGCCCGAGCCGGAAACCUUACCUGAAGACAUGAGGGCCGUCUGCUAUUUCAAUGGAGUAAGAUGGAUCCAUGAUUAUCAAGAUGCAUGUGUAGACAAGUUGGAACGUUUCAUGCGAGGUGAAAUGAAUGUGAGAAGUGACGGACCCCUCGGACGAUACGUCGGUAUUGGGGGUGCAGGCACUCCGAGUAAUUUCACACAUCGAGGGAACCCAAUUUACCAACGAAGUUCCAGCAAUGAUAGUAACAAAGGAAGUACGUGUUCAGACAAAGAAAUCAAUAGCAAUGGAAAUCUCGGUGACCUAGUCUCUCAUUGUUAAUUGUGGCCUGCAAUAUAUGUUUCAGAAGAAAAGGACUUGACAUGUUUGCAAGGUAGAAAGCAUACAUAAGAAAUUCAUAUAUAUCCUAUGUAAAAAAACUUUUUAUUUACGAUGGAAAUUUCUUUUUAAAAUAAACUUAUGAAUCCACA
Messenger RNA from Parasteatoda tepidariorum (common house spider), 3494 nucleotides. The record is from RefSeq and is a predicted model, not a curated record. NCBI's taxonomy places the organism in Eukaryota, Metazoa, Arthropoda, Arachnida, Araneae, Theridiidae.